Molecule: messenger RNA, 834 nt
Organism: Bacidia gigantensis
Lineage: Eukaryota; Fungi; Ascomycota; Lecanoromycetes; Lecanorales; Ramalinaceae
Exons: 1
Coding region: 1-834 (277 amino acids)
Source: RefSeq, a predicted model, not a curated record
AUGGACAAUUUACCAACGGAGAUACAUCUCUUGAUAGCGGAAAGUCUAAGAGAGGGUCCUAGAGUCCUGCAACCUCAUCGAGAUGACGUACGCGCAGUCUCGACUAUGGCAUGGGAGAGAUUAGAUUGGAAUUCAUGUCUCAAGUGGAAUACUAAGCUUCCUAAGUUUUGGGACGCCGUUUUCCAGACUGUACAGGAUCUGCUAAACCUGUCUCUCGUCAACCGAAAAUAUUAUGCGAUCGCCUCCCCCAUCAUGAACAAAAUCCUGGCGUUAGUCCUCAAAUGUAUAAAACCGCCCUGGGUCGAAGUGAAGAAGGCACGCGAAAGACAAGUCCGUACUUUAGCUCGAUACCUCGAUGGCAUUACCAACCUAGGCCGCAAUUUUCGCCGUUGGGCAGUCCGAGUCACCGCCCCUGCAAAUGGAUACCGGCUUAAAAGCUUUACAGGGCAUGGCAGAGUCUCUUCAUACAACUUGUGGGCUGAAAGACUCAUGAAUAAUCGAUUCUACAUGCCAAAACGUCGCGUGUAUGGCAGUAGUACUCACGUCAUGCCGUCACUCGACACAUCGCCCACUGCCCCUGGGAGACAUUCGCGGCUAAUCGACCCUGAACAAUCUUGCUAUGAUGAACCAGCUGGACUUCUGUACAUGUUAAGGAGCCUAAACAAUGACAUAAUUGACUACAAAUAUAUUACUAGCACCGAUGAGUAUGAGAUCAUCGUCCACGAUCGGCCUGUGAAGCGAGCUUUGGUGGAGCAUGAAGGUCAGCAACAUCAAGGUCAUCGCAUUUAUAGUCCGGUCUCAAUUGAAGAUCGAGCACCACAAGAGCGAGAAUGA